UUUCAGAUACGGAAUGGACCUUAAUGGUGCCAGGAGAAAAAACGCUACAAGGGAAACAACGAGUACCUUGAAAGCGUGGUUGAACGAGCACAAAAAGAACCCUUACCCAACCAAAGGAGAGAAAAUAAUGUUGGCUAUCAUCACCAAGAUGACUCUCACUCAGGUGUCUACAUGGUUUGCAAACGCGAGAAGAAGGCUGAAGAAGGAGAAUAAAAUGACUUGGGAGCCAAGAAAUCGGGUUGAAGAUGACGAUAAUAACAACGACGAUGAUGACCAAGAUAGAAAAAGCACUGAUGGCAAAGACCUACUAGAUUCCAAAGACUCCGGCACAGCAUCCAGCGAGGACGGCGAUAGGCAACCCCAUUCCCGCCUAGCCCCCGACACUGCAUCAGAAUGGAGCGAAUCCCGACCGGAUAGUGGUCCAGAUAGUCCAGAAAUAUACGAACGACCUCCCCACCCCGCCUUCCUGCCCCCUAGAACCUCAGGGGGCAGUCCCCCUCCCCAAAUCAGUCAAAGUCCCGUCACUACCAAGCCGCGCAUUUGGUCUUUGGCGGAUAUGGCUUCGAAAGAGAGCAAUGAAGUGUCUCCUGGCAGUACCAUGUAUUCUACGGCUUCAAGUAGGCUGAUGGGGUCGUUAGGGACACGAUUACCUCCUCCAGGACUUCAUACAGCACCGUAUGCCAGACCUCAUGACUUUUACAGGAGUCUGUACGGUCCUCAACAUCUUAUGGCGUCACAGGGGAGUUCUCCAGAUGCGAGUUUACUGGAGACGUACCAGAGGACGCUGGCAGCGCAACAGAAUGCUGUUAAAACGAGUCUUUCGAGCAGCAGUUCGUCAAGUACCGGUAACCCUUUAGCUAGUUCUUCAGCUUUAAGUAUUUCGACGUCCUCCAGUGGAGGACUUCCUCUAGGACUAACGCAUCCUAGUAGAAUGUCACCGUCCUCAACGACAAGUUCUUUGAGUUCUGCGGGAGGUGAAAGUCCUUUGAAACCGAUAGCUUUGAAUAAAGUUUGAUGUUAACGAACUAAAAACAAAUCGAAAUGAACUGUAUAUUAGAUUUUUUUCUCAAUUUUUUUUGCCUAUCUACCUCUCAAAUUAAAAGUUGAAAUGUGAAUGUGAUUGAAUGAGAAAAAAUGGUGAGAAAAAGAAGAGGUACAUAAAGCAAAGAGCCGAAUUUUUCUUCUUGAGAUAACGUACUAGUUUUCCCUCGUGUUAUAGGUUUUUAUUUGGACUAAAAACUCAUAUCUAUUUCUAUGAAAGACCAAAAUGGACAAUACUUAAAAUUAAAGUUUAAGAAUGCCUUUUUUGAUUUCGUAGCGGCUUGUACAAUAUAUGUGAUAUAUUUAUCUGUUCCUUAGGUAUUUUUUGAAAAUAUUGGCAGUCGCGUAGUGUCCUAAACACUCACACAGAAAUGUACAGGGUCGGGUUGACAGAUUUUUUUAUAAAAUAUAUUAGAACACAUCCCUGGAUGUGCUCUAAAUAAAUAAAAAAAAUUAUAUUAUAAACUUUUAGAGAAAAAAAUUCUUCAUAAAAAUUUUUACUUGCUUUAAAAUGGUUAAUCCCGUUUAUACUUCCAAAUUUUUUCCUACAAAUCAAAACUUUGAUUGAUGGUUUCCAAUCUUUGAUAGAAAAUCAUUAAAAAAAUGUAUAAUCACCAUUUCCGUAGCAUUGAACCAAAUAAAUUUUGUACCACUUUAACAUAUUAAAGCAGCAAAAAAGAUGACAAUCAAAAUUAAUAAUAGCCAUCUUUCAAAAAAAGAAAACCUAAAAAACGCGUUUUGAUUUUUGAAGUUUGCAAAAAUUUCAAGUUCAAGUAUAUUUUCAUAUUUUUAAAUUUUUUGGAAAUUUGGAAAAAUUUAAACAAAAUUAACUAUUUUAGAUCAAGCAAAAACUUUAAUGAAGAUUAUUCUUAAGUAUUUUUCUUAAAAAAUUAAUAACAAAAAGAUUUCUCUUGUAAAAACGAUCUGGGGACAUACUGUACAUCAAAUAAGUAUCUACAUUAAAUUCAAAAAUUCAGAAAAAAUGAUAUUUAAGAUAAUAAAAAAUAUUUUUUUUUAUAAAAUUUAACAUCCUGUAUCUUUAAAACUAUGCAUUUCCGGACAUAUGUUUAUAGGAACUUUUUUUCAUACUUUUGUACAAGGAAUCAAACCCUGAAAAUUUUACGUGCAUUUUUGAAACACCCUGUAUGUCAAAAUUCGCAAAUAAAUUUUCUUUGGUACGAAAAAAUAUUAACCCGGCCCUGUACUUAACCUAGUGGCUCAAAAUUCGACAAAAUAAUUAACUUAAAUCCCGAUACCCGGUGCAAUACAUAGUAUUUUUUAUCGGUACGUUGAUCAAUCUGUCAAAUUUUGAUUCACAAUCUCCACCAAAAAAAAACUCUCUUGUAAAUAUUCCGUUCUCUUUAUUAUUCGCCACAAAAAUUCGAGAAUAUUCCUCCCGUUUUAUGUGGCGGACAGUGUAUAGCGUCGGACUGCCCGAAUUUUGUCGAGCAGUAUAAAAAUGAACUCUAAUAAUUUGUAUCAUUGUAUCUAUAUGUAUAUGUAUAAACUAAUAACUAAUAAUUUCUAGAUUCUAGUAGAGUAUGUUGUAUUUAAAGAUAAAACUAUAUACAGGGUGAGGUCGUGAACGGUUUUUCUUGUCUACAGAGUGAUAUAAUUUGAAAAGUUACCAAUCUGGAAUAUUUCUUAAAACAGAAAAAAAUUCAGAGAACCUUUUCUUUGUCUAUGAGAAGGUCAAAAUUAUUAGUUUUGUAUAAAAAAAAAUGUUUUGAAUAAUGUCUACAGGGUAAGUCAAAAAGCACCUCAUUUUGGUUCUUUCUUCAAAGCCCAGAUUUAUCUAAGAGAUAUUACUGAUUGCUGCUAUUCAAAUAUUCACCCUGUAUAUGUGAAGCUUGUUGAGCAAUGUGUCAUCCUGUAAUAUAAUAGGAUACGAUAUUUAAUAAUAAAAAAGUAAUCUAGAUACAAACUCGUCUGUGUAAAAAAAACAAAUUAAAAAUAUACACUUUAAUUUCAGGAAUUUUCUCUUAAUAUAUAUCUGUCUUUGUCUGAUACACUCAUGUUUGAAAUGUUUAUAUUUUUGUUAUUUUCGUUUUCGAAAAUCUUCCUGUUCAGUUCAAAUAAACAUAUCGAUAAAUAUAGACCAGAAAUGUUUUGAAAAAAAUCAGUCGUAUGUAAAUUUUGCUGCAAUAAAUAUAUUGAACA
Messenger RNA from Sitophilus oryzae (rice weevil), 3201 nucleotides. RefSeq names its product iroquois-class homeodomain protein IRX-5-like. Lineage: Eukaryota; Metazoa; Arthropoda; Insecta; Coleoptera; Curculionidae. The transcript is spliced from 3 exons. Gene Ontology annotation, cellular component: nucleus. Bases 14 to 1015 code for a protein of 333 amino acids. Gene Ontology annotation, molecular function: RNA polymerase II cis-regulatory region sequence-specific DNA binding; DNA-binding transcription factor activity, RNA polymerase II-specific. Gene Ontology annotation, biological process: cell development; neuron differentiation; regulation of transcription by RNA polymerase II. The record is from RefSeq and is a predicted model, not a curated record.